AUGUGGUGUUCAAAUUGCCAUGGAGUUGAACCAUUGCAACAAGCAACAUGGUGGUCAAAGCAGGCAAAAGCUAGGGUGCGCCUUCCGCAGCCAUACCUUAUAAAGCAUUACAACCAGACAAUGGGAGGUGUGGACAGGAUGGAUCAAAAUGUUGAGAAGUAUCGUAUCUCUAUCAGAUCCAAGAAGUGGUGGUGGCCAGUGUUUAUGUAUUGCAUUGACCUUGCGGUGCAGCAAACCUGGCACAUUUACCGUGCUACUGAUGCAGGAUUGAGGCAACCAUUAGAUCUGUUAGGUGUCAGACGAGCUCUGGUUACUGUGCUGCUUGCUCAGGGGCGUACACCUGCUGUCAGCCCUGGCAGACAAGAGGUUCAUGAGUGGUUAGCCAUGAGAGGCACCUGGAACAGAAUUUCAAUAGCCGUGAUAGCAAUUGAUGGAACUUCUUAUGGAAUCAGUAGCCCUAUGCUUGAAUGA
This is a messenger RNA of Ruditapes philippinarum (Manila clam), 471 nucleotides long. Its product is annotated as piggyBac transposable element-derived protein 3-like. Lineage: Eukaryota; Metazoa; Mollusca; Bivalvia; Venerida; Veneridae. Gene Ontology annotation, molecular function: sequence-specific DNA binding. The record is from RefSeq and is a predicted model, not a curated record. The transcript has 2 exons. Bases 1 to 471 code for a protein of 156 amino acids.